AUGAUCUCUGGACACACAAUAUUGAUGUGUACUAUUUUGUCAACAUCACGAUGUGCUAGACAUCUAGGUUUAGGUGCUAGACAUCUCGGUUCAGGUGCUAGACAUCUGGGUUCAGGUGCUAGACAUCUAGGUUCAGGUGCUAGACAUCUAGGUUCAGGUGCUAGACAUCUGGGUUCAGGUGCUAGACAUCUGGGUGCUAGACAUCUGGGUUCAGGUGCUAGACAUCUGGGUUCAGGUGCUAGACAUCUAGGUUCAGGUGCUAGACAUCUCGGUUCAGGUGCUAGACAUCUGGGUUCAGGUGCUAGACAUCUAGGUUCAGGUGCUAGACAUCUGGGUUCAGGUGCUAGACAUCUGGGUUCAGGUGCUAGACAUCUGGGUUCAGGUGCUAGACAUCUGGGUUCAGGUGCUAGACAUCUGGGUUCAGAUGCUAGACAUCUGGGUUCAGGUGCUAGACAUCUGGGUUCAGGUGCUAGACAUCUAGGUUCAGGUGCUAGACAUCUAGGUUCAGGUGCUAGACAUCUAGGUUCAGGUGCUAGACAUCUAGGUUCAGGUGCUAGACAUCUGGGUUCAGGUGCUAGACAUCUAGGUUCAGGUGCUAGACAUCUGGGUUCAGGUGUCUCAUGA
This is a messenger RNA of Candidula unifasciata, 624 nucleotides long. The record is from the annotation of a GenBank genome assembly. NCBI's taxonomy places the organism in Eukaryota, Metazoa, Mollusca, Gastropoda, Stylommatophora, Geomitridae.